CUCUUAGUCUGCCUCAUUACGUCGGCGGAAGCGUUUUGAACGUUCGUGAGCGAGGUCACAUUGGUUGAGUUUUGUAAUGUUAUGAGAAUCAUGGCCACAAUGGAGGCAACAAACACAGAUGAGAUUAAGCUGAGACAUGUGGAGACAGAUGUUCUGAUCCCCAAGAUGAUGAGGGAGAAAGCCAAGGAGCGCUGUGCUGACAAGGUGGAAGCCUUCAACCACUGCUGUAAAGACUCGGGUUUCUUCAUGGUGUUUAAGUGUCAAGAGGAGAAUGCAGCGCUGAAGGAAUGUCUGACGCUACACUACAAGGACCCUACGUUUUUUGAAGAAUGCAAACAGGAGUACAUCCGAGAAAAACUGGAGUUUGAGAGGACAGGAAUCCCAACCAAGAACAGGACACAGAAGCUUCCGACUAGCAUGUGAUAACCACUCGUCUCCGGAGGUGUGCAGCCUCAGACUGCCACUGAACCUGCUUCACAUCCUGCACCAAGACAGAGUGGCAGUAAGCCUGUGUGUUUGAUUUAAAUCUGUGGAAUUAAUUCGGUGUAUAGGAGUGGCAUAUAAUCAAAAUGUUUUUUAAUGUUUGGUUCAUUUGCAAAACAUCAGACUGUCACAAAUGUUUCAAUUAAAUUCCCUCACUUGACUGAAUCAACAAGUGUAGUCAAAGCAGGAAGAACUGCACCAUGAUACAGCCAGACUUCUGGAAGAAAAGUGCAGUUCUUGGGCUUUGGUGGCCGCCGACUGCUUUGUCACGUGUUUAUUUACAUGCAAUGACGGCAGAACUGGUUAUGAAGAGUUGACUUUGCGGCUUUUGUUUUGCCGCGGAGCUUUAAAAAAAUCACCUGCUGAAGAAUUGUGUAUUAAUUUACAGUGAAUCUGAAGACUCGGGGACUGGUACAGUGAGAGAAUUCUGACGUUUAACCGAGAAUGUGAUCAUGUUGGGUUGUAAAUAAUAAAAUUUCAAUAGCAGUAAA
Molecule: messenger RNA, 974 nt
Organism: Acanthochromis polyacanthus (spiny chromis)
Lineage: Eukaryota; Metazoa; Chordata; Actinopteri; Pomacentridae
Gene: cmc1
Product: C-x(9)-C motif containing 1
Exons: 4
Coding region: 82-423 (113 amino acids)
Cellular component (GO): mitochondrion
Source: RefSeq, a predicted model, not a curated record